This is a messenger RNA of Suillus clintonianus, 2335 nucleotides long. RefSeq lists its product as uncharacterized. The coding region runs from base 208 to 2199 and encodes 663 amino acids. Gene Ontology annotation, molecular function: ATP hydrolysis activity; ATP binding. The record is from RefSeq and is a predicted model, not a curated record. NCBI's taxonomy places the organism in Eukaryota, Fungi, Basidiomycota, Agaricomycetes, Boletales, Suillaceae. The transcript has 21 exons.
GACCCGUAUACUGCGUCACCUGGAUUAUUUGGUCCACGAUCGCCAUCAAACAUACCGCUCGACCCGUAUCCUGCGCCACCUGGACUACUUGGUCCACAAACAUCAAACAUACCGUUCAUAAUCCACCCGCCGCUUUCACGAUCACCAUCUCCUUAUUCCCCCUUCAUUCCAAAUCUGCAGAGUCCAUGGGGUGACGCAUUUCCAAGAAUGUAUCCGCCAAAUCAAGUUCACCAGCAUCCAAUAAUUCCAUACAAGGAUUUUGAGGAAGCCGGGAACCAUUUUGUUCGUCGGUGGCAGAAAUGGGACCAAUUUGGCAAGCAGUGGGUGCCGGAUAUGUACAGGUCCUUGUCUUCUUCCCCCAUAGACAUUCGAGGUGUCGAUGACUAUUUCUAUCUCAACGUCCGCUCCAAGAGCCAGGAAGAGAAAGGUUCACUUGUUUUCAGCGACUUCAGUUCAAUCUUAGACUCUUUCCUCCGAACUGUGUUUGUUGACGGCAAUUACGACAAACCCCUCGAAUACCCUAUUCAUCGACUGUACCAAAAGAUGAAGGUACUUAGGUCCAGAUUGGACGAUGCACACACCCUCUUGGAUGCAGAGCAACUUCCAGGAGACCUAGCAUCCAAGGCCGAGGUUUUCGGGUUCGACUCGUCUUCUGGAUGCGAAGUGGUCUUCGAAUACGUCGCUAAUCUUGUGAUACAUUUAGGAAAACUGUUGGAGGUCGUAGAAGCGGAAUGCAAGCAGACGGUUAAACAAAUCGAAGAGUCGCUGUCUAACGGCCAGAUUUCCUUCGAACUUCUCGAGUAUUACUAUGAGGAAGGAACUCAGUACAUCUACAACAGUGGAAUUUCACAGAAUGGCUUAGAUGUCGAGAGACCUAUUACCUUGGUGGUCUUGAAGAGUGUUCGCUUCAGUGAUGACAGGCAGGAGCUGACCUUCGAGCUGGAGUACCUCGAGUGGGAUGGUGUUCGUUUUGAGAAGCGUCCAUUGUUAGUUGAUUAUGAUGUAUACCAGGGAACUCGAGACAUUUCGAGCCUGUUUCUUCAACCCGUGACAGACGAAGCCCUGGCUAAAGUGACUGAGCGUGGAAGACUCUAUCUCUCCUAUAGCAAAGUUUGUUGUGCAGAGUAUUUUGACGACACAGCAGUGCGGUCGGUUUUCAGUAGCAACUUAAAACCACGGAUGAGGAGGGUGAUGAUCGACCCAACUGGAUUCCACCGUGCUUCACAAGGCUACAAUCCAAAUCUACGUGUGCCACUUCCCGACAACUCGGAGGAGUAUGUUGCGCGCCUUCCAUACUGGAUUGGUGGCUAUGAUCUUGAAGUGAAUCAAUGGCGAAUAUUCAAUAUCUGGGAUUUGAAGCCAGUCAAGUAUGAUCAAGAGGCGUGGAGUAAAUUGAUUAUGGACGAAAAUACCAAGGAUCUCAUUCGAGCCUUGGUGGAUAAUACUGGUUGUUCUUUAGGCGGCCUAAAACCGGCCCAGUUCAACAAAGGACAGACAGUACUUCUCAAGGGACCACCAGGAACUGGCAGAAUGACAGCCGUUCAUGCUGUCUGUAAUCUCCUCAAGAGACCCAUUAUUACUAUUUCCGCACACGAGUUUUCAUUCGACAAGAUGACUCUGGUGUCAGAAAUUGCUCGGCGCAUGUCGUUUGCGGUCACUUGGAAUGCAGUGAUUGUGGUAAAAGAUGCCGAUCAUUUCUUGGACCCGAAAAGUCCAAUCCAAAGGGAUCGCGUCCAUGCUGCUCUCCAUCAAUUUGAGUCGGAUGAUUGUAUCUCCUUCUGGAUAUCAAGUACCUGCGGCGAAGAACUAUUGGGGCGAUUCCCUACCGUCGUCGAUCUCCCUGAACUGGACGCUUCAGCCCGACGUCGUCUGUGGCUUGGCCACUUCGGCCUAGAUGAUCCCGCUACAAGUAUGCGUAACAGUGAUCGCACACUUAUCGGCUCCUCUUUCGUAGACGAGAAGGAGAUGGAUCACUCAUUACUCCUUCGCGAAAUCGAGAAACUUUCAUGGCAUCAAUUGGAUGGGAGGAUGAUUGACAAUAUUGUGCGGUCUGCGCGAGCGCUGGCUGCCUCAAACGGGGAACAUCUUUCCAUCCACCACAUCAAAGUAGUUAUGAAAGCCCAGCGAUUGGACAAUCUUCCUUUAUGGCGCAAGAUGGCCCGAAUUUUGACACAUCCGGCAAAGGUUCUGCAUACGUAGUGGAUUGGUCGGCGAAAGGCUCGUUGAUGCGAUACUGGUAUACUGUAUACAUAUUUUGAUCUGGACUUCCUUGCUUGUAAUAUAGCUAUGUACAAUUAGAUGUACGGUAUUUGGUUACAGACUUGAAGACACGGUG